GGAGAGCCGGUGUCGACCUGCAACUUCGGAAGCAGACGAUGCUCCAUUCACCAUCGUCUGUGUAGAAAGCGAAGUCGGUCCGGCUCGAGUUCAAUCGUUGGGUCGAGCUCAAGGCUAAAUCUGCCACGGGCAGCUGGUAACAUUGCGAAAGGAUGGGAAGACCUCUAUAAGGCAAGAAACGGCUCUACGAUGAACUGAUGUCGGACAUGGAUGGAGCGUCUGCAGUCGUGAUUGCGUUCUGGAAUUGUUCUGUUUCUGCGGCUAUGGCGGGCGAACAUGUUUGUAGAGAGGAGAGGAUAACAUCUUGUACAUCUAGCCCGGCGGUACAAGAGUUACGUGUUCUGCAAGGCUGCCAUUCGAUGAAAAGCUCAUUUUUCCUCGGGCCCUUUAGAAUUAAAGGGGCAGAGCUUUGCUGAAAACAGAAUGGGAAAUGGCUGAAGAUGAGUACCGUGUAGCUGCCGCGGUCGUCGGCAGCAAAGUGUCCAGACACAGUUACUUGAAAGUCCUGUCUACGAGCGGCAUUCUGGCUGUGCGGUGCUGCCAAUUGACAUG
Molecule: messenger RNA, 552 nt
Organism: Marchantia polymorpha subsp. ruderalis
Lineage: Eukaryota; Viridiplantae; Streptophyta; Marchantiopsida; Marchantiales; Marchantiaceae
Source: the annotation of a GenBank genome assembly